ACGGGCACUUUGGAUUCGCUGCUCUGCUUUGGAAACUGAAAGGGUUUAGAGAUAUGAAUGUGCCAGAGAGCAUAGUCCAGCCUUCAGUGCUGAUUUAAUUUGCGGGGGAAAACAGCUGCAGGGUUUCCAGAGCUUUUGAAGAUGGCACCAUCUAUCUCAUUAAAUAUUAAUAUCAAGGAGCCCCGAUGGGAUCAAAGCACUUUUGCUGGACGAGCCAAGCACUUCUUCACUGUCACAGACCCCAGGAAUAUUUUGUUAUCCAAUGCCACACUGGAAAAGGCAAGAAAAAUUGUGCAUGAUUACAGACAAGGUAUUGUGGCACCUGGCUUGACAGAAGAUGAGCUGUGGAGAGCAAAAUACAUUUAUGAUUCAGCCUUUCACCCUGACACUGGGGAGAAGAUGUUCGUGAUCGGCCGAAUGUCUGCCCAGGUGCCCAUGAACAUGACUAUCACAGGCUGCAUGAUGACCUUCUACAGAACGACACCAGCGGUGCUUUUCUGGCAGUGGAUCAACCAGUCCUUCAAUGCUAUAGUGAACUACACCAACAGGAGUGGGGAUGCCCCCAUCACUGUCGGCCAGCUGGGAACUGCCUAUGUUUCUGCCACCACAGCUGCUGUCGCUACAGCUUUAGGACUUAAUUCCCUAGCUAAGCGCGUCUCGCCUCUUGUAGGGAGGUUUGUUCCUUUUGCUGCUGUUGCUGCUGCCAACUGCAUCAAUAUUCCACUAAUGAGACAAAGGGAAAUCAAGUUUGGAAUUCCUGUCACGGAUGAGAAUGGAAAAAGAGUGGGUGAGUCAUCCAAAGCUGCUCAGCAGGCAAUUGCCCAGGUGGUGAUAUCCAGGAUUCUGAUGGCUGCUCCUGGCAUGGCAAUUCCUCCAUUCAUAAUGAAUACCCUGGAAAAGAAAGCCUUUUUAAAGAAAUUUCCUUGGAUGAACGCUCCUGUUCAGGUUGGAAUAGUUGGAUUCUGUCUCGUGUUUGCAACUCCCCUGUGUUGUGCAUUGUUUCCUCAGAAGAGUUCCAUGUCGGUGUCACGCUUGGAGCCAGAUUUGCGAGCCAAGAUCCGAGCCAGCUACCCUGGCCUAGAACGUGUAUACUUCAAUAAAGGAUUAUAAUUCAAGGAAGGCAAAGUAUCUUUCAAGGAGGAACUUAUGAACUUAUUUUUUGAAUUGUGUGCCAACAUAGACAAGAACACCUUUAUCUUGUUCUUUUGUUAAACAGGUUGAUCAUCUGCGUUAUUUUACAGUUGAAGACUUUCCUCAGUAUAGUGUUUAAAUCACAUAAGGUCACUUUGUCCACUUUGGUAUUGUUUGAAAGUUUAAACAUACAUAUCCAGAGAUGUUUACAUAAGUCUCAAGCAGCUACAAUAACAAUAAAGAAGCGCACAAUGAAAA
Melospiza melodia melodia is the source of this 1389-nucleotide messenger RNA. It is a transcript of the gene SFXN1, whose product is annotated as sideroflexin 1. Gene Ontology annotation, biological process: monoatomic ion transport; serine import into mitochondrion. Gene Ontology annotation, cellular component: mitochondrial inner membrane. The transcript has 11 exons. Bases 142 to 1110 code for a protein of 322 amino acids. Lineage: Eukaryota; Metazoa; Chordata; Aves; Passeriformes; Passerellidae. Gene Ontology annotation, molecular function: monoatomic ion transmembrane transporter activity. The record is from RefSeq and is a predicted model, not a curated record.